AUGACCGACAUUGCAGCCUUCCACACCCUCCUGCGCGGCAGCCCGCGCAUCCUCGCCAUCGUCGGCGCGGGGCUGUCGGCGUCGUCUGGCCUGCCGACGUUUCGCGGUGCAGGCGGCCUGUGGAGGAACUACGAGUCGACGAGCCUCGCGACGCCUGGCGCGUUCGCGCGCGACCCCGCCCUCGUGUGGCUCUUCUACGCCUGGCGGCGGCACAUGUGUCUCCAGGUCGACCCGAACGCGGGGCAUACGGCGCUCGCGGCGCUGGCCAAGGCGCGCGGCGGCGACUUUCUCUGCCUGACGCAGAAUGUGGACAACCUGCACGAACGUGCCGGGCAUCCCACCGACAGGCUGCGACACCUCCACGGGCGGCUAUUCGACGUCAAGUGCAGCAGGUGCAAGAAGACAGAGUACAACACCGACGACCCGCUCGUGCCCGCGCUCGCCCCGGCGUCGGCAGACUUUGCUGACGGCGAGAACCCGCUGCUCGACCCCAGCCGGCCCGUGCCCAAAAUCGCGACGUCUGAACUGCCCCAUUGCUCCGCCUGCGGCGGCAUCCAGCGCCCCGGCGUGGUCUGGUUCGGUGAGAACCUCGACUCGCGCAUGCUGCGCGAAGUCGACGCGUGGAUCGACGCCAAGCCGGUAGACAUUGUCCUUGUGAUUGGGACCAGCUCGGUCGUCUACCCGGCGGCCGGGUACGCUGAUCGCGCUCGAACGAAACACACCAAAGUGGUGACUGUCAACCUCGACCCCGAGACGGAGGCUGCCGAGCCAGGCGACCUCGUCUACGUUGGCGACGCCGCACAGCUGCUACCUGAGCUGCUGGCCCCACUGCUCACAACCUCAUCGUCAUUGUAA
Messenger RNA from Vanrija pseudolonga, 855 nucleotides. Its product is annotated as NAD-dependent protein deacylase. Gene Ontology annotation, molecular function: protein-succinyllysine desuccinylase activity; NAD+ binding; histone deacetylase activity, NAD-dependent. Gene Ontology annotation, cellular component: nucleus. Lineage: Eukaryota; Fungi; Basidiomycota; Tremellomycetes; Trichosporonales; Trichosporonaceae. The transcript is spliced from 2 exons. Bases 1 to 855 code for a protein of 284 amino acids. The record is from RefSeq and is a predicted model, not a curated record.